AUGGAAACACAUACUACUGUGGAUCUCCUAACAGAAGAAGAGACCUCCGAGUUCCACGAGGCCUUUUGUCUCGUCGACAGGGAUGGAGAAGGUCUGUACAUCCUCUUCCUCUUCUGGGUUCUUCCGCGGUUCUUUCGUGUUCUCUUGUCAGCGAAGAGCGCUCCUCUUGAGGCAUCCAUGCGUAGCUAUCUCUUCCUCCACGAGGUCUCAAUGGAAAAGGAGAGCUUCCAUGUUGACUAGAUUCCUUUUGCUAACUACAGUACAUUGUGCGUCCCAAAAUAUGGCAACCUCUAAUUAGAUGACACAACAAAGCCUAGUUUUUCCGUGAUGCUUGCUACCUAACAACUGGGAUUACUAAGCCAGGGAUCUAGAGUAACUGUUCUUGAAGAGUCAAGCCCAAAGUUCCCCACUUUCUCGGAAAACUUCUUCAUUUAAAUAUACCCACCUCUUCCAAGGUCACCAAAAGAGAACGUUCAGAAGUCAAUGGAGUGGAAAUUCAAAGCAGGCAGUUUCUUGAAAAGCUCAAAGCGAUCGUUGUCCUCUGAUUUGAGUUCCCAUCUUUCAUUUUCACAGGCUGUAUCACCCUCGAGGAACUCGCCGCCGUCAUCCGCUCGCUGACUCCAAACGCGACCAGCCAGGGGCUCCGGCAAAUCUCCAGGGAGGUCGACGCCGAUGGGAGUGUAACUAUCGAAUUCAGACAAUUCCUAAACAUCAUAUGGGAAACAAAGGUACAGAACUAGGUUUUCAUCGUGAGAGAGUCUCAGUUUAUCUCGCCAGGCUACUUCUCACCAAUCUUGACUUAUGGUGGUGCGCUAGCUGGAGGUGGAUGCAGAGGAGGAACUGAAGGAAUCUUUCAAGGUUUUCGACAAAGACCAGGAUGGCUUCAUCUCCGCCUUCGAGGUAAAUUCCAGCGGACGGAUCAAAUAUAUAAAUAGAAACACACAUAUAUAUAUAUGUAGAUAUAUAUAUAUAUAUAUAUAUAUAUCUACGUUACACUCUGAAGAUGGCUCCCGGAUGAAAUUGGUCUCGCAGCUGAGGACCGUGAUGGCAAGUCUAGGGGAGAAACUGACCGAUGAGGAGGUGGAACAGAUGAUCAGGGAGGCUGACGUGGACGGAGAUGGGAAGGUCAACUACGAGGAGUUCGUGCGGAUGAUGACCUUCAUAUGA
Molecule: messenger RNA, 1167 nt
Organism: Spirodela intermedia
Lineage: Eukaryota; Viridiplantae; Streptophyta; Magnoliopsida; Alismatales; Araceae
Source: the annotation of a GenBank genome assembly